AUGCCGUCAAUCAACCUAGGUUUGACAAAGCUGGCCCUGGUGACUGCCGUGGUAUCGACAGUUGCUGCCCAGGGACCGCAGCAUCUCAACUUUUUCGAUUAUGGCCAACGUGGACCACUGCUUGCAAGCCAUUUAGGCCCUCCAGCACCAAAUGCAACUUUUGACUACGUGAUCGCCGGUGGUGGUAACGCGGGGCUGACAAUCGCAACGCGCCUGGCACAGACUGGCGCCAGUGUGGCUGUAAUAGAAGCGGGAGGGUUCUAUGAGGUCGACAAUGGCAACCUCUCUAUAGUCCCAGGUUAUGCGACCUAUUUCACUGGAUCAGAUCUGGACAAUUAUUCCCCCUUGGUAGACUGGGGGUUUGCCACCACCCCACAAGCACCGCUGGGUAAUCGUCGGUUACACUAUGCGCGUGGAAAGACCUUGGGAGGCUCGUCGGCCCGAAAUUACAUGCUUUAUCAGCGAGCGACGGUAGACAGCAUGCAACAAUGGGCAGAUGAAGUAGACGACCAGAGUUACACCUGGGAUGCUUUCCUUCCCUAUUACCAGAAGUCUAUAAAUUACACUCCGCCCGAUCAGACAUUAUACACCAAUUCCUCCAACGAGCAAGAUCCCAACGCAUUCAACGCUACCGGUGGCCCUUUGAAAGUAUCAUUCAGCAAUUUUGUCGACCCAUUUGGAACAUGGGCACAGCAGGCUUUUAUCAAGGCCAACAUGUCUGAGAUCGAGGGUUUCGAUAGUGGUAAACUAUUGGGAUCUGCCUAUGCGACCCUUACGAUUGACCCGAGUAACGCCUGGCGGGAGACUUCUGAGUCCAGCUUCCUUAAUUAUGCCUUUAAUGCUGGUCUACCUCUUACAGUGUACAAGAGCUCUCUAGCUCAAAAGAUCUUGUUCGAUAGCAACAAAACUGCAAUCGGCGUUCAAGUGUCCGCUGCUGGUUUCUUUGGAACACCUUCAAUCAAUUUUACAUUGACUGCUAGGAAGGAGGUUAUUUUAUCCGCCGGUGCCUUUCAGUCUCCACAGCUGCUUAUGAUAUCUGGGAUCGGUCCAUGUGCUGAACUUGCGGCCUUCAACAUUCCUUGUAUCAGUAACUUGACUGGUGUGGGCCAAAAUAUGCAAGAUCAUCCCAUCUUUGGCAUUGCUCACAGAGUCAUUGUCAACACGGCAUCUGCGAGCUUGAACAACGCCACACUCUCUGCUUUAAGUGUCCAAUCGUACAUCAGAAAUGCUGCAGGUCCCCUUUCGAUCUUUGGACCGGGCAUCUACGGCUGGGAAAAGCUUCCGGAGCCGUACCGGUCUCAGCUUAGCCACCAGUCCAGAAAAGUACUCGAUAGCACUUUCCCGUUGGACUGGCCCGAGAUUGAAUGGCUACCUGUAGCAGCCUACAACGGGUAUAAUCUGAACAAGCAAACGGCCGAUCAGUGCGAUGGCCAUAAUUAUGCGACACUCAACGUCGCUCUCGUAGCGCCUCUUUCUCGCGGCACCGUCAAACUACAGAGCAAUUCUAUGACCCACCCUCCAAUUAUUGAUCCCAACUGGCUGGCUGACCCGACCGAUCUGGACUUGGCCAUUCAGUCAUUUAAACGGCAGCGAGAAAUCUGGAGUAUUCUGGCUGAUCUAGGAGUAGCCGACAAGACUGAAGCAUUCCCAGGCUCCAAUUACACUACAGAUUCUCAGAUACAACAGAUCAUCGUGGAGAGUAUGACAACUGUAUACCAUGCCUCCGCGACUUGCAAAAUGGGAAAUAAUGGUGACCCGAUGGCUGUUUUGGACAGUGAUGCACGUGUCUAUGGUGUUCAAAACCUUCGAGUCGUUGACGCUAGUAGUUUCCCUUUCUUGCCACCAGGCCAUCCUCAGGCUUUAGUAUACGCAUUGGCAGAGAAAGUUGCUGAUUUGAUUAGCACUCAGUCGAUAUCUUCUCUUUGA
This is a messenger RNA of Talaromyces marneffei, 1926 nucleotides long. RefSeq lists its product as uncharacterized. Lineage: Eukaryota; Fungi; Ascomycota; Eurotiomycetes; Eurotiales; Trichocomaceae. The transcript has a single exon. The coding region runs from base 1 to 1926 and encodes 641 amino acids. Gene Ontology annotation, molecular function: flavin adenine dinucleotide binding; oxidoreductase activity, acting on CH-OH group of donors. Gene Ontology annotation, biological process: secondary metabolite biosynthetic process. The record is from RefSeq and is a predicted model, not a curated record.